AUCUUCCAUACCCUGCUGCAGCCUUUCUUGUGGGCGUAUGUGCUUGUAUCUGUUUUGUGAACUCCCUCUCUGGAGAAUUUGUAUUUGAUGACUCUGAAGCCAUUGUCAAUAACAAUGAUAUUCGAGGCGAGACUCCCCUUGGGAACCUUUUUCACAAUGAUUUCUGGGGAACUCGUCUUACUCAUCCAUCAAGUCACAAAUCAUAUAGGCCGCUGACAGUGCUUUCAUUCAGAUUAAAUUAUUCCUGGGGUGCACUGGACCCAUUCAGUUACCAUGCUGUUAAUAUUGUGCUACAUUGUCUUGUGAGCAUCAUGAGUCUUCGGGUCUUCUAUGUGGUGUUUGGUACUGGUGCACCCCGUGCAGCACUCCUCUCAGCUAUCUUGUUUGCUACACAUCCAAUACAUACAGAAGCUGUAUCUGGGAUCGUAGGGAGAGCAGACCUGCUUUGUGCCCUCUUCGUAUUUGUAGCUCUUCUGAGUUAUGUUAGAGCUGUGAAGGGAAUGUCUGAAGAUAUUUCCAAUAAGGCACAGAACUGCUUUCGCAAGGGUGAUAAGUGUGGGCAUAGUAUGCUGUACCUGCUUCUGACUGCUGCAUCUUCUGCCACAGCCAUGCUGUGUAAGGAGGUUGGCAUCACUGCAUUGGGAGUCUGCAGUGCAUAUGAUGUUUUACUAGCUCAUGGGGGCUUGAUAGGCCGCACCCUUAUUUCACUUACCAUUGGUCACAAUCAUCGGGCAUUAUCUCUUUGGAGAAAUCUUCCAGAUGGUGUAGUUCGUGGUCUUAUAUGGCGUCAUGUGUUGCUAGCAGUAACAGGUAUAGCACUGCUGGUGGCUCGUUGGGUUGUUAUGGGCUCUACUGUGCCAAAGUUCAUGAAAGUGGACAAUCCCGCUUCAUUUUUAGAUAGUAUUUUCUUUAGAAGUUUGAAUUAUCAGUAUACCUACAGCAUGAAUGCUCUUCUCCUGGUUCUGCCAAUUUGGUUGUGUUUUGACUGGUCUAUGGGCUGUGUUCCAGUCAUUGUAAGCUUCAGCGACCCAAGACUGCUGACUCUCCCAGUUCUGUGGGUUUCAUUCAUUAUGUUGCUGAGGCGGGGAAUGACCCAGGGCAAAGGGAGUCAGACGUCUAGAUGUGUGCUUAUGGCUUUGGCUAUGGGAAUAGUGCCAUUUUUACCAGCUACAAAUAUCUUCUUUCGUGUGGGAUUUGUGAUAGCUGAGCGUGUGUUGUACCUACCUGCUGCUGGGUUCUGUAUCCUGGUAGUGACGGGUAUGAGGGAACUUGGUGCAACUAACCAUGUCAGUAAGAGAGUGCUUCAGUUUGGGUAUGUGUUGUUGGUGGUGGUGUUCAUACUGCGAUGCCAGCAGAGGAGUCGUGACUGGCUGACAGAGAAGCAGCUUUUUAGCUCUGGUCUUGAUGUUUGUCCUCUAAAUGCUAAGGUUCACUACAACAUGGGUAAAGUUGCAGCUGACACAGGUGAUGUAGUAGAAGCUGUAAGACGUUACCGGGAAGCUCUACGACUAAAUCCAGAUUAUGACCAAGCCAUGAACAACCUCGCCAAUAUUCUUAAGGAUCAAGGUCAUCUUGAUGAGGCAUUGCACUUUCUUCAGCAAGCCACCACCUUAAGACCAGAUUUUGCUGCAGCAUGGAUGAACUUAGGCAUUGUUCAAGCAUCAUUGGGCGACCAUGCAUCAGCUGAGAAUAGUUACCUCACUGCUCUGACUCACAGAUCUGUAUACCCAGACUGUCUGUAUAAUUUAGGCAAUCUUUACUUAGAGAAAGGUGAUCACACUGCUGCUCUUGCUACCUGGACUAAUGCCACCUCUCUGAAACCUUCCCUUGCUGUGGCCUGGACAAACAUGCUCAUUCUCUUGGACUCUCAGGGAUUAUAUCAGCCAGCCAUUGAAGUUGCAGAUAAAGCAUUAAGACACCUUCCAAAUGAGCCAGCACUUCACUUCAACCUAGCCAACACCCUGGGAAAGCUCAAUCGAUAUGAAGAAUCUGAAUCACACUUCCUUCAAGCCACAAACCUUGAUCCAAGCAAUGCCAACUAUUGGGCUAAUCUCGGUGUCUUGUAUCAUCGCUGGCAUCUACAGCAAACAAGACCAUGGUAUCCAAAUCAGUCUGCCGAUUCACUGCUGCAAAUACACCUGUGUUCAACGAGAAUAGGAGCAACAAGGCUGAGAUGUGUGCCAAAGGAGUUGGGAACAGCCAACAGGAAGUCCCCAGCAUGAUGAGCUCUCAUUGCUAGGAGAUGGGCUCUAUCCUUCCCUGACAGACACUUUGAAGCAUUGUUCAGGCCAGAUUUUCCACUAUUGGGCCAUCCCAGUGUGACUAUUUGUAGCUGUUGGAGAGAGCAGGUCUGGUUUCAGAGACUGUUAGAUUAUCCCAGAGCAUGGCUCCAACAAAUUUUUGGUCAUGAAUUCCAACAUUAUCCCUAAGGUGUUAAGGAAGAAUUGUUGCUACAAGUCUACUGGAUUCAACACAUAAGGACAGGAGAACAGAUCUGUGAUACCUUGCAGACACCAAUACUUCCUGGUCUGACUGGAAGUGCAACUUGGUCCCGCUUCCCAUCUUCUAGAGUAAGGGUCGAGUACUUUUGUAAAAAUAUGCCUCAGAAUACUGUUAUAUUCAUUCAGUAUAGGGUUAUCAUAUGAAGGUGCACAUCUUAGGAAAUAUGUUAACCUGGGCAGAUUCCUGCACUUUGUGAGAAGGUACAAGGCAUCAUAGGUGUCAAGAUUGCCUAUUCGUUGUUCCAUCCUCCUCAACUCAUCCAGUUUCUUACUGAGAAAUGAGUCAUUGGUAUCUGUUCCCAGAGGUGCUCCAAGCAAUAUGGUACUUAUGGGGGCAAUGACUGAUGCCUGGUAGCCUUGAUCUCGCUUGUUGACUGAGAUGAUUUCACAUUUGGAAAUCACUGGUCAGCCUGACAGUGAUUUCCUUAACCAUUAUGCUGUCUAAAUAAUAACAACAACAACAUUAUUUAGAGUUGGUUUCAAAUACUACAAAGAAAUUUUUCAGCCUUUGUAUGUUUGUAACAUUUUCAGUUGUACAUGCAGAGCUGAAAGCUGUGUGAAGUAUCAAAGCCAUUUCUUUGUGGUUGGUCAUUUUGCCAUUGCCAUUAGUUAAAUGUCUUAGUUUGCUUUCACCUUUUUUUUUUUUUUAACCCCUGACAUCUCUGAAGAAUUAUUUAAGGGUUAGCUUCAGUAUUCUUAAAAUUCUCAUAUACCAUUUUUUUUUUAGCUCAUGCCUUCUCUCUGUAACUUUUAGUUAACAUGUUCUGCAGUGUUAUUAGUCACUUUUUAAUUUCUUGUAUGAUACUACUGUAGUUUUGUUAUCCUGGCUGCUUUAGAAUAUCAUUGUCUUGUUUUAUCUUUCUUGGUAUGUUAUCCCUUUUGAUAUUUAGUAUUUUGUUUUUAAACUUUCAUUUCCUCUACACUGUUUGUAUCUUACAGCUUGAUGAACUUUUCUGGUAAUAUAUCUUGAUGCAUCUUUGCUGCUCUGUAUUGGAGACUGUCAUAUUUUUAGUUUAAUCUUGAUGUUCAUUCAUUUUGAAGUUGAUAAUGUUAUGGUCAUAGUUUUCAAAGCUUUUCUUUGCCUUGUAUUAAAUCUGUAAGGUUAUCACCAUGAUUUUAUUUGGUACAGUCUAUUUAGAAACUCUUGUCAGUCACACAGGUGUGUAGCUUCUUGAUCACCUGAUACAGCCCAAUGUUUCAGUUAAGAUCAGGGUUAUUUAGCCACCCACUAUUAUUAUUAUUACUUAGGUUUUAGUAAUUAUUUAAUUACAUCACAAGAGGGUGUCAUUUCCAUGAGAUUGUUUUUAGGAGAAUGAUGGACUACCAUGAGUAAAACAAAAAAUUUGUUCUCAUUGCAGCAAAUUUUGAUAUGUAUGGAGUCAUGAACCUCAUUUUUUAUGUUGCAUGUAUUGUAGUUCAUUUCUAAUGUAUAGGAUCACACUGCCACUUUUUUUUUUUUUUUUGUAAAGUGCAAGAUUAAGGGAAAAUAUAUGUAUCUAGUGAUUUCUGAUGUCAAGUGAUUAUAUCAACUCAUGACUUGCUGAAAAUAUAUUGUGGUAUAUACUGUCCUCAUUUUUUUUUUUUUAAUUUCUGGUCAUACUGGCUACUGGACUUGAUGUGACUACCUGCCUCGUCUUUUUACAUUCCCUUCACUGUAUUUUCUUCCUCUGCCUUUCUCUUCCAUUCUCACUUUGUGUCACAUUUUUCCCAACCUUGCUAUUCCUAGUAUUCAGAUUCAUGAUGACUUCAAAAAAGCUUUCAUUCCUGUUAAGGUUGUCCCAAAGAGCUGUAUAUUUGUCCUUUUCACAUAUGUACUCUGUCUUGGUUAUGUGUAAGAGUCUAAAUCAUGUCUCAGUAGCAGUACUUGAUACUAUCUCUUGCUGUCUUGAAUUUCAUUAUCAGGAAUAAAAGUCAGUGCUGUGGCUGGAAAAAUUCAUUAUUAACAAUUUGGAAAGGAAGCCUGAAGAUAAUGAAGGUUUAUUAUGCUUUGGAAUUACCAUGGCUUGUCUCAAAUAUAUACAGUACUGUAAGAAUUAUUGCAAAUUUUAGAUAAUACAGAUAAUGAGCCAACAUAAGCUUAGCUGUAUUCUUGUAGCCACAAACCAUGUACAGUAUAGUAGAAGAAUUUCUUGUUGGAAGGAUUUUACUAAACCAAGGUGCAAAAUUAUCAUACUGAAUGUAUGUACAUGCAUAUAUAUGAGAAGGGAUAUCAAGUUUCUGCUGCUGAUACUUUAGUAAAAUUUUAUAUUUUUGGACAUUACAAAAAAUAGACAAUAUUGUUAUAAAGUGUCAACAUCUCUUGGAGCUGGGCUAUGAUGCAACUUAUAUUUGAAAUGUAUUGGAAUGUUACUAGAGAGGUAAUGCUCUAACAUACAUAAAGGUUAAAUACUUCUACUUUUGCACCAAUAAUAACUCCUUUGAGGAACCAAUGAGACUCAUGCCUAGAUGCUGUUUCCUAAUAAAAGACCAAUCAUUCAACCACUGAUGUGCAUUUUAUAUACACGGGUACAUGUACUUACAUUGAUGAGAUGAAUUUAAAAAAUGUUGGCUCAGGUCGAAAUAGUGUACAGGUAUACCAUAAGUAUAGUAUAACACAAGGAAAUGCCAUUUGUAUUAUUUGUACAAAUGCUGUACUGUAAAGGUAUAAUAAGAUAGUGAAGGAAACCAAAUUCUUACCUUAUUCUUUGUUAUUGCUGCAUUAAUUAACACAGGUGUGUUGCUCUUUGUAUCUUGCUUAAGACAAUGCCUAUGUCAGUUUUGGUGUUCUGAACCAUGUACAUUAUUUUUAUAAAACUAAUGUAACUAAUAAUAUGUUUAAGGAAAGUCUGUAAUUCUCAGCAUUCUUGUUAUAAAAUAUGGACUCGAUGAGAGUCUAAUUGUCAUUGAGAUGAGUUAUUUUUUAUGUUUAUUCUACUAACCUAAUGAAAUGGCUGAGCUUUACUUGUGUAACACAGUACCAUCAUUGUUCUUUGUACUUCACAAAAUCAGUAGAAUGCUAUACAGUAUUUCAUGCAUCUCUUUAGGGACAAAAGAGGGUAGGGAAGGGGGAGAGGGUUUGAUCAGUUAUUUUAGUGUUAGACAUUUACCAAUAAUUUUAUCAAGUACAUUUCUGUAAUAGUACUUCAGGACAAAAGCUACUUGUGAAAUUUAAAAUCUCACAAAUUUGAUGUGAACAUGCAUCCAUUUUGUUUUAUAUACUCUUAAUUUAAUUUGUUAUUGUGAGAUUAAUGUGCAAUAUGUAGAUAGUGUUAAAGAAUUGUGAAAUCCCAUCGAUAGGUGGGUUUACAUUUAAAAUGAAGGAAGUAACUGAACUCGGUACAGUACUGAUAUUGGUGCAUUCUCACCUUUUUUGAGUACCUUAAAAAUCUAGUUAAUAUGUUUAAUGUAUUCUAUACUGAAUUGUAUUUCAAAAAUUAUAUACUAUAUAUGCAAUAUAUAUUUUUUUCAUUUUCUGAUAAAGCAUAUACAGUAGUUGUGCAAUGAGUAGCUUUUACUUAAACUCGGUUCUCAAACUAUGUUGAUAAACUAUUCCCCAUUUUUUCUCUCUUCUCUGUAUCCUUUGUAGGUCAACAUACACAGUAGUAUUUGAAUUAUGUUCAUUUCGUGUUUUGGUUUUCUGCGAACUAUUAUGUAUUAUUUUUGUAAAUAAAAUUGUCAAACAUUUUCUAGAAAUAAAGAAAAGCUGGUGCUGA
This is a messenger RNA of Cherax quadricarinatus, 6193 nucleotides long. Its product is annotated as protein O-mannosyl-transferase TMTC4. The record is from RefSeq and is a predicted model, not a curated record. Lineage: Eukaryota; Metazoa; Arthropoda; Malacostraca; Decapoda; Parastacidae. Gene Ontology annotation, cellular component: endoplasmic reticulum. Gene Ontology annotation, molecular function: mannosyltransferase activity; protein binding. Gene Ontology annotation, biological process: protein O-linked glycosylation via mannose; endoplasmic reticulum unfolded protein response.